Helobdella robusta is the source of this 3339-nucleotide messenger RNA. RefSeq lists its product as hypothetical. NCBI's taxonomy places the organism in Eukaryota, Metazoa, Annelida, Clitellata, Rhynchobdellida, Glossiphoniidae. Gene Ontology annotation, molecular function: phosphatidylinositol-4,5-bisphosphate phospholipase C activity; calcium ion binding. The record is from RefSeq and is a predicted model, not a curated record. Gene Ontology annotation, biological process: phosphatidylinositol-mediated signaling; lipid metabolic process. The coding region runs from base 1 to 3339 and encodes 1112 amino acids. The transcript has 29 exons.
AUGUCGAAGGCAUUUGAUUUUCAAUGGCAGAUAACAGUCCCUAAGAUUUUGAGAGAUGGAAUCGUGGCGCAUCGAUAUAUCGAGGAGGCAGGUGUGUGUGACUACGACUGCAUUGUUAAGGUCGAUGAUUAUGGCUUUUUCAUUUACUGGAAAAGUGAUGGAAAGGACGGCCAGCUGAUCGACUGCUCUGAAGUCAGUGAGGUUCUUCUCGGCUCGCUGCCAAAAGACAUGAGGCUUUUGACGGAGAUAGAGUCGAGGUGUCAGUCACAGAUUGACAGGAAAAUAUUCACGGUUUGUUCCGGUCUGGAUCUCAUUAACGUUACUUACAACAAUUUCGUGGCUGAAUCAGAGGAGGAAGCCAAGACAUGGGUCGAUGCCUUGAUGUCGGUCAUUCACAAUUACAAAGCCAACCACAUCUGCCCGAUGACUUGCCUCAAAAAACAUUGGAUGAGGUUGUCGUUUCUCGUCAGUCCCAGCGGUAAUAUUCCCGUAAGAAGUUUGAUGAAGACUUUCGCCUCUGGCAAAAAUGAAAAAAUUGUGAUGCAGACCCUUAAAGAUUUGGGACUAGCUAGUGGAAAGACGGACGAAAUAGAGAGAGAAGAUUUCACUUUUGAGAAAUUUUGUGACCUCUACCACAAGAUAUGCCCCAGAUCUGAUAUCGAGAAACUGUUUUCAGAGAUGUUAUUCGGUAAAGGAAAACCGUUUUGGACUUGGCAGCAAUUUGUCAAUUUUCUAAACGAGAGACAAAGAGAUGACAGACUGAAUGAAAUACUAUAUCCAUUUUUCGACCGGAAAAGGGUCAAGCAGCUCAUCGACACGUACGAGGUCAUUGAGGAGUUCAAGAGCGCCGAACAAUUAUCCUUAUCCGGAUUGUGCCGCUAUCUAAUGUCGGAUGAUAAUCCGCCGGUCUUCCUGGAUAGAUUGGAUAUCUAUCAUGAUAUGGAUCAACCGCUGGCACACUACUACAUCAACUCGUCGCAUAAUACCUACCUUAUUGGCAGGCAGUUUGGUGGGAAAAGCUCUGUUGAGAUGUACAGACAGGUGCUGCUGGCUGGUUGCAGAUGCAUAGAAUUGGAUUGUUGGGACGGGAAGGGUGAGGAGCAGGAACCGAUCAUAACUCACGGGAAGGCCAUGUGUACUGACAUCCUGUUCAUUGACGUCAUCAAAGCCAUAAAAGAUACGGCCUUCGUCACCAGCGAGUACCCCAUCAUAUUAUCAUUUGAAAACCACUGCAGCAAGCCGCAGCAGUACAAGCUGGCUAAAUAUUGUGAGGACAUCUUUGGAGAUCUCCUACUGAAGAAGCCGAUCGACAGCCACCCUCUAGAGCCAGGAGUGCCACUGCCAUCUCCGAACUCUUUAAAGAGGAAAAUUUUAAUUAAGAACAAACGCCUAAAACCAGAUGUUGAAAAAGUCCAAUUAGAGAUGUUCUACCAAGGUCAGGAUAAGGCCAUUUUGGAUUUCAACGAAUCAGAAGAGCCCGUUGAAAAUGCAGGUCACCCUCCAAUCGUUGACGAUGGCUCGAAAGAACUGACGCCUGAUGAAGAGACCGCCCUCAUGGUGAACUACCAAUACACUGGCGCCACCACAAACAUUCACCCCCUCCUAUCGUCAUUUAUUAAUUAUGCACAGCCAAUCAAAUUUCAAGGAUUCAAUGCCGCCGAAGAGAAAAAUAUUCAUUACCAAAUGUCGUCCUUCAACGAAUCUGCAGCCAUCGGAUGUCUGAAGCAAGCCGCCAUUGAGUUUGUUAACUACAACAAACGUCAGAUGAGCAGAAUUUAUCCGAAAGGUGGCAGGGUUGAUUCAAGCAAUUAUAUGCCUCAGAUUUUUUGGAACGCUGGUUCACAAAUGGUGGCCUUGAACUUCCAAACCUCUGACCUCUCCAUGCAAAUUAACCAGGGAAAGUUUGAAUAUAAUGGAAACUGCGGAUAUUUGUUGAAACCAGACUUCAUGAGACGCAAGGAUCGAACGUUCGAUCCAUUCUCGGAGAGUCCAGUUGAUGGAGUGAUUGCCGCCCACUGUUCGGUUGAGGUAAUUUCCGGUCAGUUCCUGUCGGACAAGCGCGUGGGGACGUACGUGGAAGUGGACAUGUACGGACUGCCCUCUGACACCAUCCGCAAAGAGUUUAGAACCAGAAUCGUCCCCAACAACGGGCUUAAUCCGGUUUUCAAUGAGGAACCUUUUGUUUUCAGAAAGGUCAUACUGCCAGAUCUGGCCAUUCUUAGGAUAGGGGUGUACGAAGAGACUGGGAAGCUGAUUGGCCAGAGAAUUCUACCCCUAGAUGGCCUGCAAUCUGGCUACAGGCAUAUUUUAUUACGGACAGAGAGUAACUUUCCGCUAAGUCUGCCCAUGAUAUUUUGCAGGAUUGUGUUGAAGACCUACGUGCCAGAGGGCUUUGGGGACCUGGUAGACGCCCUGUCGUCCCCGAUUCAAUUUCUGACGCAAGCCGAGAAGCGAUCGAAGCAGCUUCAGCAGCUCGGCAUCGAGGAGGCUGACAUCAAUGACAACAGCAACAACGUCAACAACAACAACAACAUUAACAGCAACAACAACAAUAAUAAUAAUAAUGCUGCAGCAACAAAGAGACAAGAGAAUAAUGUCUCAUGCAACAUACCACAGUCCGCGACGAUGAAUUCGCUCAUGAAGAUUGAUGAUGUAACACUGGAAGACGUAUACACCUCGAGAGAUUUUAUAAAAAUUAAAAAAAAAUUAGACAAAGAGAUGGCGAAGCUGCAGAAGAAACACGUCAAGGAGAAAAUAAAAUUCUACCAGAAGCAGUUUAAAGAGUGCGAGAAACUGCUGGCCGGCUGCGAAAAAGAAGCCAGUAAAGUCGGGAAGAACAGUAAGAAAUGGUUAGUUGGACGUGUGUGUGUGUGUGUGUGUGUUGAAAUCGAAAUAACCAACGCUGCAGAUCGACUGAGCAGUUCUCAUCAGAGCAAAUUACAAGAAUUGAUAGCAGAGCAGACGAUAGCAUACACGGAACUGAUAAGGAAUCAGACGAAUACAGAAUUUGAACUGCAGGCCUCUCAGGCGAAAAUAAAAUUAGACCAUGUGACGUCAUUCUUACGAGAAAGACAGGAACUGCAGAUGAAAGCUUUGCUUACAAAAAAUGAUAAAGAGAACAAAGAACUGAAAACGAAGCAAGCCAAACAUUCUAUGGACUGCUCAAAGAACAUACAAGCCGACAAGAACAUAAAGAACAAAGCCGAAAGAGACAGGCAGAAUAUUAGCUUUCAUAUUAUUUAUAACAACUAUUAUUACUUACACACGCACACACACACACGCACGCACGCACACGCACGCACGCACACACAGACGUAUCAGGGAAAUGAACGAGAAUAA